Trypanosoma cruzi is the source of this 1200-nucleotide messenger RNA. RefSeq lists its product as uncharacterized. The transcript has a single exon. The record is from RefSeq and is a predicted model, not a curated record. The coding region runs from base 1 to 1200 and encodes 399 amino acids. Lineage: Eukaryota; Euglenozoa; Kinetoplastea; Trypanosomatida; Trypanosomatidae.
AUGAGGGCAUCGCCCCGCUUGUCUGCAUCUUUUUCUUCAAGUGCCAUUUCUUCCACUCCUACUGCGGUGGCCGCUGCCGCUUCUUCUUCUUCGUUGGAUGGUACACUGCAAGAGGUGGAGCGAUGUUUCUUGCGCCAUGUGAUUCCAAUGCGUGUACAGGGUGCAGGAUCUGCUGCGGCUCUUUACCGGCAUGCUUUUCUUCAUCAGGAGAGCCUUAUCCAACGUGUGCUUGGUGCACUGGAGUCUGUUCCACUUCCCGCUCUUCCCCGCAUGCUUCUUGCGGAGGGUUUUCAGCGGAUGUUGGAUGGGGAAACGCCACAACGGGAUAUUCGAGCUCUUUUUGAGGAAGCGGAGAAUGAGGCGCGACGCGUUUUGAUUCAAGCCGAAUCCCAUUCUUCUGUGAAUUCUCAGCAUUGUGACGGACAUUUCUAUGCGGCUAUCAAAACCAACCCAUUGAUGCGGUUGUUGGCGUACGAACUGCGAGCAGCUUGUGGGUACUAUGCGCAAAUAAUGUCAAUUCGAAGCCAACCUGAGGAUGGAGCUGCGAUGCUGCUACGCACACUCAUUGCGGCCGAUAUUCGUACUGAUCCUUUUUUAGUUGACGUUAUGCUAAAGUUUGCCGCGCUGCGCCGAAAUGUGGAUACGGGAGAAAGACUGGAAGCCUGUCCAUCGCCCGUCGAGGAGUUUGUUAAGGAAUGUCUGUUACUGGAGCGUGAUGCCUUUGGUAGAUUUCGUUUUGAUGCCCGUGGUGAUAACCGCCACCUCUUGCACUGCAUUAAACUUUCUGAUAUUACGAGGGCCCCGAGGGAUUUUGCAGUUUUACUGGAUCCAGUGCUUCGGCAGCACGGCAAUUUUUGCAUUCAAAGCACAUCUGUGCAUCAGGGGAGGUGGAUGGAGCACCGGCUGUCGUGUGCGGAGGAGUCACACCGCGUCGAUCCGCACCUCCCACUGCUUGAAACUGUUGAGGUUCCUUCUAACAAAGAAAGUGAACUUUCUGUCGGUGAUGCUGUUGGUGUUGCUCACGGAGUAUCUGGCAGGCCGCCGCUAGUCUUUUUUGUGCGGUACAACGAUCCCAUGUGUCGCCGCCAUAAGGAGACAACGCGGGAAAAAGGGGCCGAGAAGGACCACCUCGAAGUGUUUGAACUGGCCGUGGAGGACAAAAGUCGCACAUUUUGGGAGAAGUGGUUUAUGGAUCGCUGA